Molecule: messenger RNA, 988 nt
Organism: Daldinia loculata
Lineage: Eukaryota; Fungi; Ascomycota; Sordariomycetes; Xylariales; Hypoxylaceae
Exons: 5
Coding region: 86-988 (300 amino acids)
Source: RefSeq, a predicted model, not a curated record
GAAGAAUUCAACGAACAACUCGGCAUUCGCCUUUCAUCAUUCGUUUUCACCACCACUCGUUAUCUAACUUUGCAAAUCAGCAAACAUGUUUAGCAUAAGCGGUUAUUUCGACACUGGGGUAAUCGUCCUCACUACCUUCGGGAUACUCACGCUCUUCAUCGCUUUCUUAGUAACUCUCCUCCGGUACUAUCUGCAGUCUUUCAGCCAGCGUCCCCUCGCUUUCUUGGAUAGCCUCUGCGUUGGAAUGGCCUGGCUCCUCAGUCUAAUCGGCAUCAUCUGCGCGAUAACAGACAACACUAGCAUCUCACCUGAUUACCCCCCCGAAAUUGACCAGUUCACCCAGUCUCUCUUCGCCGUCUCCGCCAUCUUAGGCAAGCUGUCGAUAUGCUUCUCGGCGUGGCCCCUCGUCAAAGACGUAAGGUGCGUGAGCGUCGCCGUGGCCAUCCAGGUCGUAAUGCUUCUCUUGGUAUAUCCUCUAUGGAUCAUAGUCGUGCCUGCGACAUGCGGCGCAUCGGCGUGGUAUCCCAUGCUCGCCCCUCAUUCUCAAUGCUCGAAUGAUACCGUCCGAGCGCUCUUCGACUGGGCCCGAACUUUCUUUGAGGUGUUCACGCCGAUAAUCCUUACGGGCUUCCCGAUAGAGAUAGCUCUGAAUCUUAGCACCAGGAGCGCUAUGCGAAAGCCGUUUUACGGGCUUGCGGUCGCUUCUGCUAUCACCGGCGCAUUCAUGUGGGCACGAGCAUGGAUGUCUCAAUGGUUCCGUUACGACGGCCAUUAUGUACCUUUGAUUACUAUUACAAUUGUCUCUAUGAUCGAGGCGAAUUUAGGUAUUGUGGCAGCGAACAUACUACCCAUCGCGACGCAUCGCUCAAAGCUAUUACCGCCUGCUCAACCCGCAAGACCCCACCAUACGAGGUUGCCAGUACUAGAUGACAGCUUCGAAUGGAUUCCUUUGACAGAUGUGCCAAGAGCACACACGCACGGAGUGUAA